AUGGGAGAAACAAGCCGCUACGGCUCGGUGGACUACACCGCCAAGGUGGAUCAAGCGCUGCUGCAGCUAGCAGAGCAAAGCUACGACCGAGUUUACCUCGUGCACAACGCGGGAUCUUUAGGCCAGCUCGGAUUGGUACAGGAAUGUGCAACCUCCCCGACAGACCUGUCACAGUAUUGGGAACUAAACGUCACGUCAGUAUUGUGGCUUAACAAGCGAUUCCUGGACGUAUUUGGGGCAUCCAGAGACGAGCUGUUAGCACCUGCAGCCCCCUCGAAUGAGAAGCAUGCACAGCUUGUGAUUGUCAAUGUUACGUCGCUCUGCGGUAUUGAACCCUUCAAGACGCAUAUGCUAUACUGCACGGGUAAAGCGGCGCGUGAGAUGCACCACCGAGUGGUCGCAACGGAGCAGGCGGCAAUUGGUAAGGUGCGUGUGCUGCAGUACUCGCCUGGGCCGAUGGACACGGACAUGCAGAAGACACUGCGCGAGACGCCGCAAUUGGAUCCGGAGCUUCGUAAACAGUUCGCUGACAUGAAGGCUAAAGGAGCGCUUAUCCCGCCAGCUCAGUCUUCAGAACGCGGCGUGAAACUUGCCAUCAGCGGGGACUACGAGACUGGAGCCCAUGUGGACUACUACGACCUCGAUCCACCGAACAAGCAUAAACUGUAA
This is a messenger RNA of Phytophthora infestans T30-4, 669 nucleotides long. Its product is annotated as sepiapterin reductase, putative. The record is from RefSeq and is a predicted model, not a curated record. Gene Ontology annotation, biological process: tetrahydrobiopterin biosynthetic process. The transcript is spliced from 2 exons. NCBI's taxonomy places the organism in Eukaryota, Oomycota, Peronosporomycetes, Peronosporales, Peronosporaceae. Gene Ontology annotation, molecular function: sepiapterin reductase (NADP+) activity. Bases 1 to 669 code for a protein of 222 amino acids.